Gavialis gangeticus (Gharial) is the source of this 2828-nucleotide messenger RNA. RefSeq names its product TATA-box binding protein associated factor, RNA polymerase I subunit D (gene TAF1D). Gene Ontology annotation, cellular component: nucleus; nucleoplasm; RNA polymerase transcription factor SL1 complex. The coding region runs from base 577 to 1602 and encodes 341 amino acids. The transcript has 16 exons. Lineage: Eukaryota; Metazoa; Chordata; Crocodylia; Gavialidae. Gene Ontology annotation, biological process: regulation of DNA-templated transcription. The record is from RefSeq and is a predicted model, not a curated record.
AAAAUUAACACUGGCCACAACUGCCAGCCUUUACUAUCGAUAUUAACCAAACGAUCCUGGGCAGGCUUUCACUCCCAUUGCAUGCUGCUGGAAAUGACAGCGCUCAGGCUAUAGGUUGGUUACUGAAUUAAAAUAUUAAGGGGACUUUUGUUUAGGCCAGUGGUGCUCAACUUUGGACUGGAAGCAAACCUUCAUAACUUCUGUGAAAGGAGUGCCACCUGACUUCAGAAGCUAAUGUAUAUAUCCCAGCCCUCACUCCAUUUCAAAGGAUCUAAGCAGUGGGUGUGGGGGAUCAUCCAGGCAUGCCUAGGUUUAUUUACUUGCUCAUCUGCUUACCUCUUCAUACCUCACGCUAGCUUGGCUAUGAAUCACUGAUUCGGGGUGCACUUGAUUAACUAAAGCGUCUUGCAGGCUUUCUUUUUUGCCCAAAUGAGUUGGGAGCAUCUGUUUGCUUUAAAAUGCAAUACCUGACUCAAAUUGUAGUACCGUACCUGUCUUCCAGGUGCUACAUCAUAAAGUUUUUGAAAUACAAUUGGAUAAAGUGAGGUUUUUGGCAGGAUACUUUGAAAGCUCAAAAUGACCGAUGCAGAUGAUUCCCAGAGUUCAGUUUCUGACCACUUUGAAGAUGGCCAGGACCUAGUGUGCACUGAAGAAGAGGAUCAGUUGCCCACGCAUGAUGCUGCAGUUGGAAGGAGUGCUCAGUCAGGCAGUGCGUGGGAAGAUGCUACUUCGGAAGACUCUUCAUAUGUACUCGGUGCCUGUGGUACAUCGGCCACAAGUUAUACGCAAUCUGCCAAAGCCUCCCUGGAGAACAGUGAUUCAGAAAGUAGCCGUUGUUUUAGUGGCAGCUUAUACCAACCUGAGUAUAACACUGCGUCAAGGCGAAAAGUAAGAAUUCGAAGGUCAGCAAGGAACCUAUCUCACUCUCCUGCAAAUAGGCAAGAUAGUGCCAGACAGGAUUCCUUGACAACCACCUCACAUGGAGAUCUGGGGUGUGGAAAGGAGUCAAAGUCCUCUGGAUUGCCAAAAUCUUCUCUCGAUUUGAAAGCUGUUUUUGCCUAUCACUUUCGAGGGAAGAGGCUCAAGAGAGAGGCAAACCGAAGAUUUAAGGAGAGAAAACAAAGGACAAAGAAGAAGUAUGAAAGCACAAGAUGUCAAAGGAGACCACUGCAAACUAUGUCACGAGAAGAGAGGAAAGAGAGACUUCUAGGCAGAGGGUUUCAGUUUCCUUUUGUUGAAAAACACUAUGGGAGGAAACACAUCCCUUUGAAAAUGGUGUUUGAGUAUGAGCAUGCAGCUUUAAAAGGAUAUUUUCAAUACAUUGAGAUGCUUAAAUAUGAAGAUCACUUUAAAAAGGGUUUAAAAAACCUUAAUGCUAGUGAGGAUUUGGAAAGCAAAUGCAUGGUGAUGCGGAGACACAGAUAUUUAGAUGAUGAAGGACCCAUAUCUCCUAUUCAGGACACAAAUGAAGCCAACUUGGAUUCUGAUCAUCAGGAAGAAUAUGAUGCUAAAAUAGUGGAUAACAGCAGUUUCAUACUAAGCAGCAAGCUUCCAAUCAAGAAAAAAAAGAAACCAAAGCAAAAGUCAGGCAUGCAAAACUGACUGGAGUUGGUGAUGGAAAUGAAGAGGGGGAACAUGCUGCUGAUGGGCCUGGGCCUCCAUAGCAUACAUGCCAGAGAUGGAAAAGCUAAUAUACUAGAAUAGAAAUACAACAGCAACUCUCAGAUACCCCCUCCUCGGCACCAGAGUUUUCAUGUAAAAAUGUGCUCGGCAUUUAUCCAAAGAAGCAUCUUCAGUAAAUACAAGUGAUGAAUAGAAGGAACCUUCUUUGUUGUAAGGUUUCAUUUUUGUCUUUGGGUAUUCAUAAGGAGGAAAAUCUUUUCAACUUCCUGUUGGAUCUAGGAAUGCAGCUGUUUCUGGUUCAACUGUGUUGCUUUUGAAAAGUGAAUCUGGAAGUUGCUCUUGGUAUAAGAGGUCUUCCUGAUGCACCUUCUGAGAAGAGAGACUUGCUGAAACACUGGAUUCAGCAAGUCCAGUCAUUUUUGGACUGAAUCUGCUUGUCUUUGUUCCUGGACCUUUUUCUUUCUCAAAGCCAGCCUGCUUCCUUCAGCAACCUGGAUAUUGAGAACUUGUUCUGCUUGCUGUUUCAAAGACAUUGAUGGACAAUGUAUUCUGAGCUACUAGUGAAAAGGUAAUUUCCUUUGGCGCACUUCAAGCAAACUGUAAAUGUGACUUAAAAUCACUGAUGAGAAGAUCUGCAUAGGGGAGUCCAAAUGACUACACAGCACUUGAAGAAAGAAUCUGUGACCUUGUGCCUUGAUGGACCAUAUCCCUAGAAAACAAGGACACUGAAUUACAAAGAAGUUAUCAGACAUGAGAAGUUGUCUCUUACAGAGGCACUGACUGCAGCAUUUAAUGGUGAUGGAAGGUUUCUCAGUAAUAUUAAGUUGCUAGUCAUUUGCUAGUGAGCAUUUCGACAGAUCCCAAAGGAAGACAAAGACCUGAUAUUUGCAAUACAGCUAGAAUUCCUUCUCUGUCAAAUGUUAGUGAUACCUGGCAAAAUUGCAGAACAGGAACUUGCUGGACAAUUUCUGUUAAGACCAUUUUUUAGAGGAUUUAAUGGAGUGAUUUUUAUUUUAUUUUUUUGAUGGAAACAUGGUAUGACUUCAUAACUGACUGAUCCUGCAAAACAGUAAAACAAUUCUUGUGCCUUGCUGUGGAAACCUAAUGGACUACGUAGUGAAGAAUUAAUCUUAGUUGUUUUUUAAUUUAAAAAGACUUUCCUUAAAUCUUUCAGAUGAAUGUAUAAAAUUCUUUAAACUAAAAAA